CUCGAAGAGAGGCCUGGGAUCCAGACAUUUCAAAUUUACCCGCUGGCUCUAAUUCCAAUUAAAAGAAAAGCAACCUUUGAGCUGAGUUGUACAAUCGUUACCUGGGCUUUUGAAAAUCUUGCAGUGCAUGCUAGCUAGCUAGCUUAGGAGCUAGAAAUGACAUACAACCCUAGGUCUUUAGAAGCUGUUCCAUUUCUGCAAUUUGAUAAGCUGAUUCAAAAACUGAGGGAAAAUCCUGAGCAGAAUUGGACCAAAGUUGCUAUGGUAAACACUCUCCUACGGUUCAAGUCUAAAGUGGAGGGAACAAUUACCAUUGACAGCUGGCCUGAUUUCAGUGCUAUCUUAUCCCAUCAACGCUCAAAAACGGAAUCUCUUCAAUGCUGUGUGCUUGAGAGAAAAGAAGAACAUGUUCAAAUGGUCAUUCAAGAGAUAGCAAAAAAGAAGUGCGAUUACGUAUUAAUAGUUGAUGAAUGGCUCGGAAAAGAUGUACAGGCAGCACUACAGUCUAAUGACAUGGCAAAAGGUCCUAUCAUCAAUACUUUAAUUGCCUUCUACCUCCCAAAAAGCAGUGAUUUCACCGUUGAACCAAUGACCUGCCCAGAAGGAUAUGUUUUGAGAAGCCUGGAAGAGUGUCAUAUAGAAGAGGUUUCAGUGGAAUGGAGUUAUAUGGAUCGUGACAAAAAGAUAUCCUUAUUCACCCAGAUAGUCAAGCAACAACACAGUGUUGGUAUCUUCCCAACAUGCUCUGGGAAGAUAGACAAGUCUCCGGUUGGAUGGUGUUUGCAAUAUCCAUCAGGAUUCUUUGGUCACUUGUUUGUUAAUGAGGAGCAUCGAAGAAAGGGACUUGCUAAGGUUUUGGUACAACACAUAUGCUGUUUAAUUGAAGAAGAUGGAGAGGUUCCUUUAGCAUUUGUUGAAAGAGACAAUAUAAAAUCACUUUCUCUUUUUCGAAGUCUUAGUUUUGUUCAGUCAGAUUUCCAAGCUGCGAUUCUUACUCGCUUUUGUUAGUCAGCUGUUUUGCAUGCAGUGUCUGUAUAUUUUGUAGCCUGUACAUUCCUAGUGUAUUAUUAUAGGUGUAUUCUUUCAAAUGUAAAAAUUGCUAGAAUAUUGGUCGGGAAAAGGACCAAAAGGUACCAAAACAAGCGAGGGAGGAGAGCUGCAAGUUAUCCUGUUACAACGACAACGUCAUUCACAGCUCUCCUCCCUCGCUUGUUUCGUGACUUUUAGGUGCUUUACGCGUCAGACAACAAUUGGUGGAAGAGUUCCAGAAAUACAUGUCCUUAGCUUGACUGCGUACUAGAGACUUUAAGAGGCGCCAGUGAUGUUUUAGCCCAUCAAAGCUGAUGGAGGGCAACAUACAACGAUACAACAACUGGAGAGAGAAAUCAAACGGCUGAGGUAUUAUAGAGAAGGACAGCUGGCUAAGAGGAGGAGGAGAAAUCUACACUGGUUGAGGAUAAAAAAAGGUCACGUGGACAAGGUCAAAGUGGAGCAUGAGGUGGAUGGCAAGCUCAGUUUCAGCAAUUGAUGCUGAAAGAAAAGAGUGAGAUUAUAAUAUCUACUGUCCUAUUUUUAUAGUCUAUGUACAAACCACUAUAGUAGCUAAUAAAUGGGAAUACUCCUUAAACACUUGUGUAUGUGUCAUAAGAAUCAAUUUGAGGAUACUACCUCAUUUUAUGAGCCUGCUCCUCACGAGUACAGUCAGGUUCCUGUCCCAGCAGGGUUUCAUCUAGUGGAGUGGGCUGGGGUGAACCUUCCCCCCAAAA
Messenger RNA from Halichondria panicea, 1766 nucleotides. RefSeq lists its product as uncharacterized. Lineage: Eukaryota; Metazoa; Porifera; Demospongiae; Suberitida; Halichondriidae. Gene Ontology annotation, molecular function: acyltransferase activity, transferring groups other than amino-acyl groups. The coding region runs from base 157 to 1008 and encodes 283 amino acids. The record is from RefSeq and is a predicted model, not a curated record. The transcript has 7 exons.